AUGACGAAGGCGACGUCAUCGUUUGGAAAGCGUCGCAAUAAGACGCACACGUUGUGCCGCCGCUGUGGCUCGAAGGCCUACCACCUUCAGAAGUCCACCUGCAGCAAAUGCGGCUAUCCCGUCAAGCGAAAGAGCAAGUAUAACUGGAGUGCCAAGGCUAAAAGACAAAACACCACUGGGACGGGUCGAAUGAGGCUCCGCAGAUUCAGGCAUGGAUUCUGUGAAGGAACAACACCUAAGCCCAAGAGGGCAGCUGUUGCAGCAUCCAGUUCAUCUUAAGGAUUUCAAUGAU
Molecule: messenger RNA, 292 nt
Organism: Neomonachus schauinslandi (Hawaiian monk seal)
Lineage: Eukaryota; Metazoa; Chordata; Mammalia; Carnivora; Phocidae
Product: 60S ribosomal protein L37-like
Exons: 1
Coding region: 1-279 (92 amino acids)
Biological process (GO): translation
Cellular component (GO): ribosome; cytosolic large ribosomal subunit
Molecular function (GO): structural constituent of ribosome; RNA binding
Source: RefSeq, a predicted model, not a curated record